UUUCCCGCCACGCAUUGCGAUGAGAAGUCAAACACGUGAAUUCCAAGAUGGCUGACAAAGACGAUCAAGAGGAGCCGACUCCGGCAUCCGACAUCGUUGUCACCAAAUACAAAAUGGCUGGUGACAUGGUGAACGGAAUCAUUCAAGAAGUUGUAGAAAAAUGUGUCGAAGGGGUGUCAGCACUAUCAGUAUGUGAAUUUGGAGAUGGUCGUCUUCUAGAGGAGACAAACAAAGUGUUCAAGAAAGACAAAGAGAUGAAGAAAGGCAUUGCCUUCCCAACCUGUGUAUCUGUAAACAACUGUAUCUGCCAUUUUUCUCCACUCAAGAGCGAUACUGAAUUGUUACUGAAGAAUGGGGAUGUUGUCAAAAUAGACCUUGGUGCACACAUCGAUGGGUUCAUUGCUGUUGUUGCCCACACACUGGUAGUUGGAGCCUCACAUGAAAACAAGGUAGAUGGUCGACGAGCCGAUGUGAUCAUGGCAGCUCACCAGGCAGCCGAGGCGUGUCUCCGACUAGUCAAACCUGGCAAUGACAAUAACAAAGUGACAGAAUCUAUAUCAAAAGUGGCCAAGGCCUUUGACUGCAAACCUGUAGAAGGUAUGCUGUCUCACCAGUUGAAACAACAUGUGAUAGAUGGAGAGAAAGCCAUUAUCCAGAACCCAACAGAAGCACAAAGUAAAGAACAUGAAAAAUGUGAAUUUGAAGUGUAUGAUGUAUUUGCUGUGGAUGUCCUUGUCAGCUCUGGAGAAGGAAAGGGAAGGGAGUUAGACACUAGAACUACUGUAUAUAAGAAAAAAGAUAUGGUUUAUCAACUGAAGAUGAAAGCCUCAAGACAAUUUUUAAGUGAAGUAGACAAAAGAUUUGGUCUAAUGCCUUUCACAUUACGGUUAUCAGAGGAUGAGAAAAAAGCUAAGAUGGGUGUUGUGGAAUGUGUUAAACAUGAAUUAAUGCAGCCAUUUGCUGUUCUUUAUGAGAGAGAUGGUGAAUUUGUGGCCCAGUUCAAAUACACAAUGGUUCUGAUGCCCAAUGGUCCACUGAAGUUGACAGGGAUGGCAUUUGAUAGUGAUUUAUACCAGACAGAUAAGACAGUGGAGGAUGAAGAACUCAAGACGCUCCUUGCCCAGUCAGCAUCACGGAAGGCAGCCAAGAAGAAGAAAAAGAAGGCAGGAAAAUCUAUGGCUGAGAACGCUGCCCCUGAGGAUGAAUAAGUUAUGCCAUUGUUGACUUAUCAUAGUGAAACUUUUAUGGAAACGGCAUUAAACUAGAUGAAUGUAACACCAUGGACAGUGUGAUGAGGAUUGAGAUAUUGGAAUCUGAAAGUCUCUCCCUCUAACACAGGCUGCAAUGUGCUGUAAGGCAGCUGACCUCAGGCUACUGUGAUUCACUGUACAGUCUCCUAUAAGCCUUGCUUUUCUUCAGAGGGGGGUUAGGGAAAAUGCAGUUUGGCUGUAAAUAUGCAGUUAGCAUGUUCAGAGAUAUUUUGAGAUAAAAAGUGACUUUUUUUUUAGUUCACAUAAUAAUAUUUUAUAGAAUUGUUAAAACAUUUCCUUUUGAUACACUUAACAAUUAUCUUUCCACCUUUUGAAUAAAAACAUCAAUAUUAGUUUGGUUUAUGAUGUAUACCGGAUAUUAACAAAAGUUAUAUAGUUAAUGAAUUAUGAAUUGAGAGCUAGUUGAAUAAAAUUCAGGGCAAAUUAUGUUUAUUGAUAUAGAUUGAUCUAGAACAUGCACUUGCUGUGUAUGUGCUUUAGGUACGGGGUAUUUGGUGCAUGACUCACUGGUGUUGGGUGAAAGUUAAAUUUUGUUUAGCAUGAAGGUUGUUACAUGCUUCAUAGUGAUAAAAGAGGUUUGUUCAAUAUUUGCUUGUCGUAUGUUUAAAAUGUACUGAAUCAGGAGAGCAUUUUCGAUCAUCUUCAACAGUUGAUAUGUUUUCUACCCACAUCGAUAAUUAUAACCUGUUGGUAUGGCUGAUUACAGUAUAUGUGUAUCAUCAACAAACUUAGAAUAAUGUAACAUCUGCAUUUACUACUGACUGACUUGUCCCAAGUUUUCUUAAUGAUGGACCAUAUUUAUUUUUUAUAUCUAUUUCAUCAAAGGUGGGUCAAUCCAACUUACAUGGUUUAUUAUUUUUAUUUCUUACACCUGGAGAUAUACACAAUGUCAAUACAUUAAACAUUGACCAGACAGGUUUCUGUACAUUCAGUAAAUGAAAGAAGAGAAGAUUGGCGGUUGUUUAUGUAAUGAUAAUGGAUCUAAAUUCAUCAUGUUACAGGGUGAUACUGGAUAACAAUUAAUCCUAAAGGAUGUAUUCACUACCAGUGUAUUUCUUUGAAGAUUACCAUUGAAGUUACAUCUUAAAGGGGGGAAAUUCUUACUGAUUCUGUGAGUGUGAUGUCAAUCACACAUUUGAUGUCAUUUACUUAUGUUUAGGCUAUUUAAUAUAAAGUUAUAAAUGAACAAUGACCUCAUUUGGACCCAGAUCACUAUAAUUAAUGAAGGGAAGGCAGUUGAUUCACCCAGAUGGAAGAGAUGAAUAAAACAAGUGCUAUCAUCCA
Messenger RNA from Pecten maximus, 2555 nucleotides. Its product is annotated as proliferation-associated protein 2G4-like. The record is from RefSeq and is a predicted model, not a curated record. The transcript is spliced from 13 exons. Lineage: Eukaryota; Metazoa; Mollusca; Bivalvia; Pectinida; Pectinidae. Bases 48 to 1208 code for a protein of 386 amino acids.